Nyctereutes procyonoides (raccoon dog) is the source of this 641-nucleotide messenger RNA. Its product is annotated as DNA replication factor Cdt1-like. Gene Ontology annotation, cellular component: nucleus. The transcript has a single exon. The record is from RefSeq and is a predicted model, not a curated record. Gene Ontology annotation, biological process: mitotic cell cycle; DNA replication preinitiation complex assembly; regulation of DNA-templated DNA replication initiation. NCBI's taxonomy places the organism in Eukaryota, Metazoa, Chordata, Mammalia, Carnivora, Canidae. The coding region runs from base 1 to 540 and encodes 179 amino acids. Gene Ontology annotation, molecular function: DNA polymerase binding; DNA binding.
AUGGACUACCUGUUGGCUCGUGCCCGCAGCCUCAUGUCACCCAGGAUGGAAAAGGCCCUGAGUGACCUGGCUCUGCAUACAACCAAGCCUAGCAGCCCUGGGGCCCCCAGCCCUGCCCUGCCGGCCACCCCACCUGCGACCCUGAAGGGGGUGUCCCAGGACCUGCUAGAGAGGAUCCGCUGCAAGGAGGUACAGAAGCAGCUGGCACAGAUGACCCGACACCCAGAGCAGGAGCAAUGGCUGCAACGGCUGCAGCAGCUGCCCGAGCUGGCCCGCGUGCUGCGCAGCAUCUUUGUGUCCGAGCGUAAGCCUGCGCUCACCAUGGAGGUGGCCUGCAGCAGGAUGGUGGGCAGCUACCCUGCAGCCAUGAACCCCGGAGAGAUGGAGAAGCACAUAUGGCUCCUCUCUGAGCUGCUACCCGACUGGCUCAGCCUCGACCACAUCCGCACAGACACCUACAUCAAGCUGGACAAGGCUGCUGACCUGGCAGGUGUCAUCAUGAGGCUGGCCCGCCUUGCCCUUGCAGAGGCAGCACUGUGAGCCUUGCGGACACUGGCCUCAGGCUCCUGGCCCAACCGCUGUGUCCAUUUUACUCCCAUUAGGAACACGAUGCACUUUCCUCCCUUCUGCAUUCCCCACCA